GGACCCAGUCGUAUAUCGUAUCCACCCGCAGCUUGCACGGCCACUUCCAUGCGCCCGUUCGAUCGGGACAUUGCCCCCUCCCUGCCCCUGCUCAAAUGAUCCGUGGUGACACCAAGGGUCGAGGACGCUGGAGAGAAUCUUCCGCACCGGUCGUGCCAUCAUCAAAGCUUCAGAAAGCAUCUCUGAUAAAGUAUCCUCCUCCGCUUGGGUGUAAUCGGUCUCACCAUGGCUUCGAGCUGCUGUCUCCGUCAACGUAGGCCUCCUUCCCUAACCCCUCGAGCAACAUGCCGCUGAAACUGCUCUGCCUCCAUGGCUGGGGCACCAAUGUCAAGAUCUUUCAAUCUCAACUAGGUGGGCUGAUGGCGGACCUGCGUCGCGAUAACACGGCGACAUUCCAUUUCGUCGAAGGCGAUGUGGAUUCUGCCCCGGGACCCGGCAUCGCAGGCUUCUAUGAUGGCCCUUACUAUAGCUAUUACCACUUUCCUCUUCCCCUCUCCGAUCCGGAGUCCGGGAAUGCGUCCUUGAUGGAUGCGUAUGACUGGUUGUACGAUGUCGUCAACGAGGACGGCCCAUUUGACGGCAUCCUGGGCUUCUCCCAUGGUGGUACCCUGGCUGCCGGCUUCCUCAUCCACCAUGCCAAAACCUAUCCGCGCGAGGCGCCACUGUUCCGUUGUGCCAUCUUUAUCAACUCCUUACCACCGUUCCGUAUGGAUCCCGGUGGCGAUCCCGUGGUCGAUUCGGACCUGGGAGGGUAUAUCAACAUACCGACAGUGACGAUUGCGGGGGUGCAGGAUCCGUUAUUGGAAUACUCGAUUGCGUUGUAUCAGUUGUGCGAUCCAAACAAGGCCACGUGGGUGGUGCAUAGUAAAGGCCAUGAUGUCCCGGGGGACAAGAAAAACGUCUCUUCUAUAACAACAGCCAUCAGAAAAUUAGCAAUCCAAGCAUUGGCAAUCUGGUGA
Messenger RNA from Aspergillus sclerotioniger CBS 115572, 959 nucleotides. Its product is annotated as putative DUF341 family oxidoreductase. Gene Ontology annotation, cellular component: nucleus; cytoplasm. Bases 285 to 959 code for a protein of 224 amino acids. NCBI's taxonomy places the organism in Eukaryota, Fungi, Ascomycota, Eurotiomycetes, Eurotiales, Aspergillaceae. The transcript has 3 exons. The record is from RefSeq and is a predicted model, not a curated record.